AUGAUGCGCUGCUUUGAGAGAAUCAAUGACGCUGCCAAGCCCAUUGAGGAAUCCCGCGUCGGGGGCUACCAUCCAGUGCACUUUGGGGACAUUCUCAACGAGCGCUAUCAGAUCAUUGGGAAAUGGGGCUACGGCACGUUUUCAAUACAAUGGAUAGCAAGAGACCUAUGGUAG
Molecule: messenger RNA, 174 nt
Organism: Penicillium digitatum Pd1
Lineage: Eukaryota; Fungi; Ascomycota; Eurotiomycetes; Eurotiales; Aspergillaceae
Product: Protein kinase
Source: RefSeq, a predicted model, not a curated record